Stereum hirsutum FP-91666 SS1 is the source of this 3401-nucleotide messenger RNA. RefSeq lists its product as uncharacterized. NCBI's taxonomy places the organism in Eukaryota, Fungi, Basidiomycota, Agaricomycetes, Russulales, Stereaceae. Gene Ontology annotation, biological process: DNA-templated transcription; regulation of DNA-templated transcription. The record is from RefSeq and is a predicted model, not a curated record. Gene Ontology annotation, molecular function: zinc ion binding; DNA binding; DNA-binding transcription factor activity, RNA polymerase II-specific. The transcript has 15 exons. Bases 1 to 2907 code for a protein of 968 amino acids.
AUGACAAAUAUCGACAUCCAGCCAUAUCCGCCCCUUCGCUCACAUGCUAGCGAGCAGCAAUCCAAUGCUAACCAGCAGCAGCAAGGCGAACAACAGCAAGGACAUGGACAACAGCAGCAUUCUCCAAAUAUCCCGCAUCAUCCCGGAUCCUGGCACGCGUACGGUAACUCCCCGACUGCAUCCAACCCAAGCUAUCAUUUUACGACACCCUCUUCUCCUUCUGCUCCUUCUCCCACCACCGCCAAUCGCAACGGCAGCGGCACACCAUCACAAUCGCACGGACAAGCUCAGGCGGACGGUUCCGGAUCCCAGAACGGCAGCAGCUCCAGUCCAGGCAAUAAUAACGACUCGGCGCCACAGUCGCACUCAAAUUACGGCCCCGAUCCCAAUGUACCUAAACCGAAACCGUUGGCCUGCUUCAGAUGUAAAAACAAAAAGGGCAAGUGCGACGACAGGAUGCCCAUCUGCGGCCCCUGUGUGAAGGCAAACGCGGAGUGUGUGCGGCCAAGCGAGAGGAAGAGGAAGCGAACGAGGAAGGAGAUGACAGAGGCUGAGCUUGCGGAGAAGGAGAGGAAGGCGCGAGAUUCAGAAAAGAAAGCAAGGCUGGCGCAGGCGAGUACCGAUGGCGGACAGUCGAGAGCCGAUCUGGAUCCUCGUUCGCAGUCUCAUGUCCCGUUCAUGCUCCCAACACCCGCAAAUUCCGUCCCGGGAUCCUCACCCAAUUAUCCUACGACGGCGCCCGCGUCCUUGUUUCAGGCCGGAACAUCUACGCUUUUCAAUAUGGGUUCCAUGCGGCAUCCGUCUCAACCGUCCUCGGACUUGCUCAACGGUCUCGCUAACGUCGCUUCUCUCUCCUCUCCGAUAUAUACUACACAUCCAGGCGUGCCCGACGGUGGUGGGAUUGGGUCUUCAGCCUCUUUCCAUGUCAAUAAUUUGCCCCCACCCCCGUUUCAAUCGAACUCGUCUCCGAGAAGCGUGGACACGAACGAAGUAGUAGAGGCUUUGAGCAAGCAGAUCGCGUUCCUAGAAGGCGAUCCAGGAGAGUCUUCGGUCCUGAAAGUGCACUAUUAUCGCUUCUCGGGAUCAACCGCAAUCCACCCAGGCUUCAACAGAAUCGUCAUCAAACUCCGAUCAUCAGCCAUCCCACCGUUGCCCGUCUCAGGUUCUCUACCCUCUCCGCACUCUCCGUCGUCCUCCAAUUUUAACGACAUCAAUGGCCAUGCCCGUAUACUGAAUAACAAUGAUCCAUCAGCACCAUCUGGACCGGUAUUGGCGUCCGAACCGCUCGAUCAUAGUCUCGUGGACGUGUUCUUUGAGAAUUUUGCUCAGCAUUUUCCGUUUGUCAAAAGAGAGAGGGUCAACGAGCGAUUGGCGGAUGGGAGUAUGUCUGCCUUUUUGCUAAACGCGAUGAACGCUGUCGCCGCAAGAUUUGCAACCGCUCCUGCACGUAAACCGCAAGAGUACAUCGACGCUGCCUGGACGUUGGCAAUGCCACUUAUGAGGCUGCCUUCGAGAGAUAUCGCCGCUGGGUUGCUCCUGCUUUCGUGGGCUGAAUUUGGCGAGAAUUCGGAGAGUGGGCUUUGGAACUUCGCUGGUCUUGGGAUGCGAAUGGCGAUUGACCUCGGUCUGCACAAGACGACUGAAGAUGUCGACGGAGACGUAUGCGACGGAAACCUCCUCUUUUGGUCGUUAUACAUCAUGGAUCGAUUGCUCUCGUUGGGCACGGGUCGCACCGUGACCAUAACCGAUGACAUCAUCGAAGUCCCCCUCCCAGCUGAGAGCGAAUUGGCACCGGCCUUGAACGACGGGAACGAGACGCUGCCUGCGUUGCCGAACCCGUUCUGCAGGGUCGUCUGUUUGUUCACAAUAUGCGGACGUGUCUCGAAUAUUUUGAAUGGAAGAAGAGGACAUCCGAGAACGUUGGUCGGUGCUUCGUCGUCGGGGGCGGAAGAGUUACAGCAGCUGCAGAACAAUCUAGUUAGUUUCUUGCAGUCGUUACCAGAGCCCCUGAAAUGGUCAGUCGAUAACUUCAAGAGAUACGCGCACCAUAAACACGGGGGCUCCUUCCUUUUCCUCCACCUCUGGGCUCACGGCAUUCUCGCCCUCAUUCACCAUCCAAACCUCGGCCGCAACCUCUCAGGAUACGACACACCGCUCUCGACCGACCUCACCCGGUCCAUUAAACUCUCGCUCGCUUCGUCAAGACAGAUCGCGGACUGCCUCGUGUUUGCGGAUUUGUUCGACCAGCAAAGUUAUGUAGUGACGCCGUUCAUGAACCAGUGUUUAUUUAUUGCCGGAGUCGCGUUUGUGUGGGAGGCGCAAAUGGAGGACGGGUUUUUGGGGAUGGGAAGUGGAGGUGCGGGUGGUGGGAUGGGUCAAGGUGUAAACGGGAGGGGACCGCACGGUGGCUCGAACAUGGGUGACGGAGGGGGAGGAGGUGUAGGGGGAGGAGGGAUGAAGGGCACAGGGUCAGAGAGUGCGGCGUUUUUGAGCGGGCUCGUGCGGCAGAAUUUGUCUGUCAUGUUGAAGGCUAUGAGGAAGAUGCAGGGGUAUUGGGCAGGCAUAAGUUAUAUCAUGAGCGUGUUGGAGCAGCGCGCUUCUGGUCUCGGUUGGAGUAAGAUCGACUUUUCGAUCACGUCCGACAAGGCGAACACGUUUAUCUCGUUACCGGAUGCGGGGCUGUUGAGGAGGAUCGCCGGGAAUGGGAUGUCUGGGAUUAGUCCGAAGCCUAAUACGCCGAAGGCACUCGACCUGGCACAUCUUAUGAACCCGGCGCCACAGUCGACGGAUAUUGCGAAUAACUGGUCCUUCAACACGUUGCUCAACUCGUACCAAAUCGAAGAGGUCUCCGCCUCUGCGGCCGGCUUCGACGUCUCGAGCAUGUUCCCGGAGGGUUGGAGCUGGUAGUGGUGUACCUGUCAAUACAGUCAGUCACCAGACCUCCCUCUCCUGGUCUAUUUUGCUGGGCAAAAAGAAAGCGUGUGGAGUAGGGACUCUAGUCUGGUCAAAAGUUUUUUUUGUGUCUUUGUCUCGAUCCAUCAUCAUCAUCCAUAAUCUCAUCCGUAUCCGUUCUGGCUAAGUAAGUGUUGCAUCCAUCAUGAUCAUCGGACGUCGAGCGUGUUAUGUUGCAUGUAAUACAUACCCCCCGUCUCAGCCAUACAUCCCCUCAUCCAUCCGUCCAUCCAUCCGUCUCAUCUGUAUCGUGUUCUAGUUGUUUUCCGUCGGUCUCUGGUCUCUUGGUCUCUCUAGCUUUUUUCUAAGUCUUGAUUCUUACUUUUUACUUUUAUUUUUAUUGGUACGUACGUAGGUCGAAUUCCAAUUUAGAGUAGCCUGUACAUAGGUGUACGUAUUGUUGUUGUGGGAUGUAGAAAGAAGGGCAGGCAAUUGAAGAAGAAGUUUAA